GUGUGUGGGCAGCUAGUUAACAAUGGCGACAGCCGCGGUAUCUGGUGCUGCAGGCGGCGCCCCCAACACCGGAUCGGGAGCCGAGCUGGUCCGUGGACAGGCCUUCGAUGUGGGUCCCCGCUACAGCAACCUGUCCUAUAUCGGCGAGGGGGCCUACGGCAUGGUGUGCUCGGCGUACGACAAGGAGAACAAGGUGCGAGUGGCCAUCAAGAAGAUCAGCCCGUUCGAGCACCAGACGUACUGCCAGCGGACCCUGCGCGAGAUCAAGAUCCUGCUGCGCUUCAAGCACGAGAACAUCAUCGGCAUCAACGACAUCAUCCGCGCCCCGUCCAUCGACCAGAUGAAAGAUGUAUAUAUUGUCCAGGAUCUGAUGGAGACCGACCUCUACAAGCUCUUGAAGACGCAACACCUAAGCAACGACCACAUCUGUUACUUCUUAUACCAGAUCCUGAGAGGGCUCAAAUACAUCCACUCUGCCAAUGUCUUGCAUCGCGACCUUAAACCCUCCAACCUGUUGCUUAACACUACCUGCGACCUGAAGAUCUGUGACUUCGGCCUGGCCCGUGUCGCCGAUCCCGAUCACGACCACACUGGCUUCCUCACGGAGUAUGUGGCCACGCGCUGGUACAGGGCACCAGAAAUCAUGCUCAAUUCCAAGGGUUACACCAAAUCCAUCGAUAUCUGGUCCGUGGGAUGUAUCCUAGCUGAAAUGCUGUCCAACAGGCCCAUCUUCCCUGGAAAACACUAUCUGGAUCAGCUCAACCACAUUCUCGGAAUUCUGGGCUCUCCUUCUCAGGAGGACCUCAACUGCAUCAUCAACAUUAAGGCCAGAAAUUACUUGCUGUCCCUGCCGCUCAGGAACAAGGUCCCCUGGAACCGACUGUUCCCCAACGCGGAUCCCAAAGCUUUGGAUCUGCUGGAUAAGAUGUUGACCUUCAACCCCCACAAGAGGAUUGAGGUGGAGGAAGCUUUGGCCCACCCCUAUCUGGAGCAGUAUUAUGACCCAACAGACGAGCCUGUGGCAGAGGCGCCAUUCAAGUUUGACAUGGAGCUGGACGACCUGCCCAAAGAGACCUUGAAGGAGCUGAUCUUUGAAGAAACAGCCAGGUUCCAGCCCGGCUACCGGUCCUAAUUCUCAAACAGGAUCACUCCAGCAUCCUGGAAGGGGAGAUCCAGUGAAAGAGCAUCGUGCUUCUUGACGGACCACGGAAUAUCUCCAGCCCCGAGUUUCCCCUCCCCGCCUGAAUCCCAGGACACUAACAGUGCUCCCGUCUCUCUCUCCUCUCUCUCUCUCUCUCCCCUGCAGCCUUUCCCGGAGUGCUCUUGUCACAAAGCUGUUGUUCCUCCUUCCAGCUUCUCCUCAACGAUGUGCUGUGGCUUCGUCUUGGCUUGCCCAUCCAGCCUCCCCCCCCAACCCCCCCUCCCCCGAAAGAGCGCCGGCGUCUGUCCAGCAGAGUGGGGCCCUGCCCUACGGCCCUUCCCUUCUUCUCACUUCCCUCCACUGUGUGUGGACUUCAGACUGCCGCCGCCGCCCCUGCUGCUGCUGGUGUCCCCUUGCAUGGCCACGGUUUUGUUACAGAAGCGCGUUUCGCCGAAAGCCUGUGUCGAGCGUCGCCGGGUUCUCUCCCCGCCGGUUUCCGGACGCGGCGGG
This is a messenger RNA of Lepisosteus oculatus (spotted gar), 1651 nucleotides long. RefSeq names its product mitogen-activated protein kinase 1 (gene mapk1). Gene Ontology annotation, cellular component: nucleus; cytoplasm. Gene Ontology annotation, molecular function: MAP kinase activity; ATP binding. Gene Ontology annotation, biological process: intracellular signal transduction; protein phosphorylation. NCBI's taxonomy places the organism in Eukaryota, Metazoa, Chordata, Actinopteri, Semionotiformes, Lepisosteidae. The record is from RefSeq and is a predicted model, not a curated record.